This is a messenger RNA of Populus euphratica (Euphrates poplar), 901 nucleotides long. RefSeq lists its product as uncharacterized. The transcript has a single exon. NCBI's taxonomy places the organism in Eukaryota, Viridiplantae, Streptophyta, Magnoliopsida, Malpighiales, Salicaceae. The annotation marks the transcript as partial. The record is from RefSeq and is a predicted model, not a curated record. Gene Ontology annotation, molecular function: transferase activity; folic acid binding.
GUAUUCCUUUAUGCUGCAGCACACCCAACAGGCAGGGCCCCGGACACAAUCAGGCGUGAGCUGGGCUACUACAGGCCAAAUUUCAUGGGCAGCCAAUGGGCAGGGUGGAACAUACCCGAAAUUCUCCCAGAAAAUCCUGACCAUGGUCCAACCCAUGUGUCUCGGACCAGAGGAAUCACACUGAUUGGGGCACGGUCAUGGGUCACAUUAUACAACAUUCCCAUCAUGUGCACCGAUGUUUCAACUGCUCGACGGAUAGCACGCAUGGUAAGUGCUCGCGGUGGUGGACUUCCAACAGUACAAUCGUUGGCCCUAUUCCAUGGCGAUGAUUCAGCUGAGAUUGCUUGCAUGCUCUUGGAGCCUAAUCGGAUUGGCCCAGACAGAGUGCAAGCACAGGUUGAGAUGUUGGCAGCUCAAGAGGGGUUGGAUGUAGAGAAGGGCUAUUUCACCGAUCUUUCACCAGAAAUGAUUGUGCAAAAGUACAUGAAUUUAAUCUCUGCUAGGAGAGACUGAUCAAACACUCGUUUGGAAAUUAAACUGAUUAUCAAAUUUCCGCUGACCAUAAUGGUCAAAGAACAUAACCAAAUAACAUAAACUGAUCAACUUUUUAAAUCUUAAGCAGACUCAAUUGGUAGCUACUUUAUGAUAGCUUUUGGUUACCGUCACCACCUGAUAAACGGGACGAAGAUAAUGGAGACAUAUCUUUCUAUUCUUUCUGUUUUGAGAAGAUAGAAAUCUAUUCCAAAAUUGUUUCAGGACAGAUUUAUUUUAUGUUUAUGUUUGUCUUUUCAUCCAAAUAUGUUUUUGUCACCGGUAUAUAAAACAUAAUCCAAGCUUAAUGUCUCUAGUAACCAAAAAUGUCCAAGAAAUGAUCAAAACUAAAUGCAGUUAUCUGUUUUUA